AUGGACAUGCAAUAUGUUUAUACGAAAAAGCGCUCAGAAUUCGGUCGUCAAGUUCAUUUCCAAGAUCGACCUGUAGAAAUCAUUGCUGAUAUUCAACCGAAUCCCGAUCUAAUUCAUGAUUACAUUCCACGAAAUCCCGUCGAUACUGGAGUGCAAAAUGUCCGUGAAUUUUCUGAGCAUUGGGUAAAUACCGUUCGAUUCGAGACCGAACAUCGAGGUGUCAAUCAUGUGGAAGGUGGUUGGCCAAAAGACGUUAAUCCACUUGAACCUGACCAAACAACACGUUUUCGAAAGAAAACCGAAAAGGAAGAUGGUUACGGACGAGCUGUUGUUUCACUCGGACAAUCGAUUGCACAUACUAUCAAACAAAACAAUGCAAUUGAUAUUUAUGAAAACUAUUAUCAACAUAUCGAAGCUGAUGUAGUCGAAGAAGCACCUUAUGCAAAAACCAUCAAUAUCUAUCGUGAUCCACACUCUGCUCGACGUACAGCAAAUCAUAUCUCAUGGAAUGCAGAUGGAGCACGAAAAUUAGCCGUUUCGUAUUGUAAUCUCGGAUUUCAAUCAGCAGGAAAUGAUACUUACAUCGAUUCAUAUAUUUGGGACAUUGAAAAUCCAACCAAACCUGAUUUUUAUCUUAAACCGAUAUCACCACUUGUUUGCGUAGAAUUCAAUCCAAAAGAUACACAUCAAUUAGUCGGUGGUUGUUACAAUGGUCAAGUUUGUAUAUUCGAUACACGAAAGGGUAGUACAGCUGUUGAACAAUCUCUUAUCGAACAUAGUCAUCGAGAUCCUGCGUAUAAAACUAUUUGGUUACAAUCAAAAUCGGGUACCGAAUUCUUUUCUGCUUCAACCGAUGGCAAAGUUCUCUGGUGGGACACAAAGAAAUUAUCCGAGCCAGUUGACACGUUAAUAUUGGACAUCGAGAAAAAAGGUCGAUUAGAAAACGCUCUUGGUGCUAUGACUCUCGAAUACGAGUCAACUAUCCCAACUAAAUUUAUGGUUGGUACGGAACAAGGUCGAAUUAUUUCGUGUAAUCGAAAGGGAAAGAACGAUGCAGAAAAGAUUGGCACUGUCUUUCCUGGGCAUUGGGGACCGGUUUAUGCACUUCAACGUCAUCCAAAUUUUACAAAAAAUUUUCUUUCCGUCGGCGAUUGGACUGUGCGCAUUUGGUCUGAAGAAUUACGAGACGAUUGUAUCAUGUGGACAAAACCAAGUAUGUAUGCACUUACUGAUGCUCAAUGGUCACCCAUACGAUCGUCGAUUUUCUAUACAACUAAAAUGGACGGUACAUUGGAUGUUUGGGAUAUUUUAUUCAAGCAAAACGAACCAACUCUUUCACUUCAAGUUGUUGAUGAACCCUUACAUUGUUUACGUGUUCAAGAAACUCACGGUCGUCUAGUUGCAUGCGGAUCACAGAAUGGUACAGUAACAUUAGUAGAAGUGUCGGACAAUCUAUGUACGCAAGGAAAGAGCGAAAAAGGUUUAAUUUCUGGAAUGUUCGAUCGUGAAACCAGACGCGCCAAAGUUCUCGAAGCACGUGGUCGUGCGAAACGAGAUGCUCGCGGCAAAGUCGGAGCACCUGCCGGCGGAGAAAAAGCAGAGAAAACAACAACAGAUGGUGCAGCUGCCGAGUCCGAAUUGAAAGAAGCUGAUCCAAUCGAAAAAGCUGAAAAAGAUUUCUGGAAAAUCAUUGAAGAUGAAAAACGAAGACGCGAACGAAAAGCAGUGGGUGAAGACAAAGGAGCCGGAGAAGGUGGUGCGAUGGCCGAUGCAGAAAAAGCUGCGAAUAGCACCGCUCACAAGGCUGAAUGA
Messenger RNA from Adineta ricciae, 1812 nucleotides. The record is from the annotation of a GenBank genome assembly. NCBI's taxonomy places the organism in Eukaryota, Metazoa, Rotifera, Eurotatoria, Adinetida, Adinetidae.